CUUAUUUUACCUCCACCACCCUUCAAAGCAGUUUCCUCCGGAUGCUACACCACAGGAAGUUGCUUGGUAUUCAUUCGGCAGCGUUGAAUCAAUCAACUUUUGAAUUUUUUUGUGAUAGACUGUAAAUAAUUGAACGGAUACAGAAACCUUUCCACGAAAAAAUGCUCUCUUUGGACUUUCUGGAUGAUGUUCGGCGGAUGAAUAAACGCCAGCUGUAUUACCAGGUGCUGAAUUUUGGGAUGAUUGUAUCUUCAGCCUUGAUGAUUUGGAAAGGCUUAAUGGUCGUGACUGGAAGUGAAAGCCCAAUUGUGGUUGUUCUCAGCGGGAGCAUGGAGCCUGCAUUUUACAGAGGAGAUCUCCUCUUCCUCACAAAUCGUGUGGACGAUCCAAUAAGAGUGGGAGAAAUCGUGGUGUUCAGGAUUGAGGGAAGAGAGAUCCCCAUUGUGCACAGGGUGCUCAAAAUUCAUGAGAAAGAAAAUGGAGAUAUUAAGUUCUUGACGAAAGGAGAUAAUAACUCUGUGGAUGACAGAGGCCUUUACAAGCGAGGACAGCACUGGCUAGAGAAGAAAGAUGUGGUGGGCAGAGCCAGAGGGUUUGUGCCUUACAUAGGAAUUGUUACAAUUUUGAUGAACGACUACCCUAAGUUUAAGUACGCUGUUCUAUGUAUGCUCGGACUCUUCGUUUUGGUACAUAGAGAGUGACACUCCUCCACCAAGGACAUGACGAAACAAACCACAGAGUGAAACCCUUUCGUGGGCCAAUUUUUGCUAGAGUGUUAAGUUUGCUUGUGAAAAUCGUGCACUUGUUAAAGCAGGUCAAAGAUAUUUUUAAUUCUGUAAAACCCAAACAUCCAGAGAGGCGUACAGUUAACAGCACUGGUAACAUUUGUACUUGUUAAUCUCGCCAUGGCAUACCAAACCAACUUUUGUGUUUUUUCUUUCCUUCCUGUUGAUGUUCAUGCACCACCUGUUCUAAUCUCUCAAACCUGUUUCUAAAGUUAAGAAUUUUGUAUGGAAUAAAAAAUUGAAUGAAA
Colossoma macropomum (tambaqui) is the source of this 1033-nucleotide messenger RNA. RefSeq names its product SEC11 homolog A, signal peptidase complex subunit (gene sec11a). The transcript has 6 exons. Gene Ontology annotation, cellular component: membrane; signal peptidase complex. Gene Ontology annotation, molecular function: serine-type endopeptidase activity. Bases 162 to 701 code for a protein of 179 amino acids. NCBI's taxonomy places the organism in Eukaryota, Metazoa, Chordata, Actinopteri, Characiformes, Serrasalmidae. The record is from RefSeq and is a predicted model, not a curated record.